Molecule: messenger RNA, 3412 nt
Organism: Sodiomyces alkalinus F11
Lineage: Eukaryota; Fungi; Ascomycota; Sordariomycetes; Glomerellales; Plectosphaerellaceae
Exons: 7
Coding region: 234-3365 (1043 amino acids)
Source: RefSeq, a predicted model, not a curated record
UCAUUAUCGAAGGCGAUCUGUUCCGUGUUGCAUUACUUUUCCCAAGUCUUCAUCGAGGGACCGACGGAUAGGCUACGUUACUGUUCAUUCAACUUACGACGCCCGACCACCUUUACCAUUUGCCUCGCUCAUUACGGCACUGCCACUGCAUCUUAUAUCUUAGAUCACGAACUCGACGAAGACUGUCAUCACGGCCCACGGAUUUCCUCGCUCGUCACGGUGACUUGAGAGAAAUGGAAGACUCUUCGGAUGCCAGUCAGGGAUCUCCUCCCCCAUUGCCCCAAUCGCAAUGGUCUCGCCGGUACAACAUCCCGACACAGGUGCCCUCCGUGGGACAAGGCCUGUGCUGGAUGGAUCCUCAGUAUCCGUCCCUCGACGUCGACACGCUCCAACCGACCAAUGCCCCCGGCCCGGGCGAGAAGUUCCCCUGCCCCGAACCCCAAGAUAUGGACUCCCUGUUCCUGUCGGAGCAGCUCCAAAGCCGCACAUACGCCCUCCGAACCUGGGAAGCCGCCGUCCUGACCUCCAUGAACCCUUACAUGGAGCCUACCGACGAGCACACCUUGGGACGAGACCUCGACCUGGAGCCGAAGAGGUCCUGUACGCUCAUCAACGAGUCGGAAUGGAUGAGCUUCUUCCACAAAGAGCGCUGGAAUCUUGAUUUUACGAACCCAGAGGUGGGCAUGCGAUGGUCGGUGGACGACCCUAAAAUCUGGCAUGCCAUGCGGCCGUCCAUCGACUUGGCGAAUCGCCUCCUCAAGGCGGCUUGCUACCACAAAUGGAUGGCAACACUCAUCAACCCCAACCACGUCGCCGCCCUAGGGGAUGUUGAGCUGCCGCUUCAAAACCCAGCAGGCCGUAAGGGAAACAUUUGGAAAAUGCUGGACGUGGAUCCCCGGUGUCUCCUGUCGCCCGCAGACACCCUGAAUAUGCUCAACGGAUUGCUCGGGACUGCGCGCUUUGGAUUCUUCGACCAACAUAACACCCAAGAUCCAACAGAUGUCGUGGAUGCCUACACUUUCCCGUCCCCGUACCCGGAGAACUUCAACGGUCCCGUCUUGACAGAACCGUCACGGAGUCAAAUCAUAGUCAACGUCGAACUGAUCCAGCCACUUCUCGAUAAUAGUCUUCCUGCUCAUACUCGGCGCACAACGCAAGUGGUAUUGGGCAUCACGCUCGCGCACGAGCUCAUGCAUGCGGUUUUCUUGGAGCAGCUGAGACGCCAUAUGAGGCUCCCAGUUCGGCCCUAUCCCACGCCCCGUUGGUACUAUGAAACUUAUGAUUACAAUGAGAAUGUUUAUGAAUUGGGCGAGUCCUUUGAGAAAUCCAUCUUCGGCCACCGCUUCAACGAGGCCGGACGACCGCAUUCCUCUUCCUGGGUUGGACCGCGUUAUCGCAGCCGGGUUUUGUUCCUGCUGGGAGCCUUGAACUGGCCAACCCGUUCUUGCUUCUACAAGUCGUACGGAAUACAUCGCCAUCAGCUGCCCCAAUCGGAACGCGCACCAGUACCGUCCAUUUAUCACUUUUGGCUCAUGUCCAUGCCGUUUUGGCACAACGUAGUGGACAAGUACGGCCUGGACGCUCUGCGCAUUCCCCGGAUGCUCCACUCCGAAUACGACGAGGGCUACUCCGUUGCUGGCUGGGACCAGGAUCCCGGGGUGGGCGCGUCGCCUUUGGCGCCGCCCCUCAAGCGGUUGGCGAGGCUGCUGCACCAGGCGCGACUGAAGUGGCAGGAAUGGCGCGAGCCGUGGUACAAGGACUCCUUGGCGAGGUGGCAGCUGACGCCCUACAGCGACGGACGCAAGCGGACCCAGCUCGACUUUAUCCUCACCACGCUCAUGACGGGGCGCACGCCGAUGGACGAGCGGUACAUGGUCACCAUAUGUACCGACUGGAUGGAGCCGUAUCACUGGCCGAGUAGCCGGCUAUUGGUGAACCGGCCCGAAGGCAGAGACGUGGAGGACUACAGGAGGACGGACUGGUUCUACCGGGCGCUCGCGAUGCUCAUCGCCGCCGCCAUCCCUACGCACCCGGAACCGCUCCGAGCCUACGUGACGCCGCACUACCCAGUCGGUGUGCCCUGGUCCAUGAGGACGGGUCCGCAUUUCUUUUCCCUGGAGGAACUGGGGGCUCGUCAAACAGCCGUGGUGGAGUGCAUGACCAUGCGCGGGCGUGCCGGGCAGCAAAUGGAGCUGCACUAUCCCGCAUACGGCCUCGAGCCAUACCUACCCAUGGGGCUCAAAGAAUACCGGACUCGCCUGGUCCAGAUUGCGAAGGUCUACUGGCGAAACUACGAGCUUCACAUGACUGUGGUGCCUCGCGGCCUGAAGACGGCCUUCUCCAACACCUGCGAGCAGCUUCUGCAGCAAAUCGAACGCCACGCGGCCCACGAUGCCGCGGACAAUUUGGCGACCGAUUCGUGGCUGGACUUCCCCUUCCGGCUCCCGCCGUAUGGCGAGCUAGGAACGACCAGGGUAUUCGGGUUCGACGAGGCAUACGAGCUGCGGGAAGCGGCCGACGAUGACACGUUCGGCCAGGUCGUUCUCGAGCCGGACAACGUCGGGGAGUUGCCCGCCUGGGCUUUCGCGGGAACGGCGAGCAGCCCGCAGGAGGAGGCACCGCUGAAUCUGUUUACUAUGCGCCAGUUUUCGGUUGCCGAGGUGUACGACUACGGGGAGUCGGUCGGGCGCCCCAUGGUCCUCGUCGACAGGGUCAGCUGGACCGCGGUGUACACUUGGCCGGAGGUCGCCCGUUGUCUCGGACUUGACGCCACGGAGCCCUGGGCUCUCACUACGUGGACCCAGGAGGGCCGGUUUCUGAGAGCGUCCGACGCAACGAUGUUUCUGGCCCUGGACGCCGCGUCUCGCCCGCAACCCGUCGGCCGACUGAUCCGGGUGGUGCGGGAGGAAGACCCGGCGUUGUGGACUAGGACGACCGAGUCGACGUUUGUCACGAUCCUCGGAUAUGUAUACAAUAUCACAGACAUCAAAUUUGGCGAGUCUACACACUCUGAAAGAGAGCUGGGCAGAAUCAUGCGGAAAAUCGCGGGCGGCAACCCCCAACAGGAUCUUUUGAGGGCUGGUGUCAAUAUUGAUGCGGUUGUCGACAUGCUUGAACAGUACAAGGUGGCGGUUAUACAGCAGAGGGUGACUCCAGUGCAGAGCGAUCAAGUGUUCACCAGGAAAGACGUCAAGUGGCACAGGCACAGAAAGGCGCACACUGGAUUUUAUAUCAUCAUACGGAACAACGUAUACGACAUCAAAGCAGCUUUCACCCCGGAGGGAUCGAUCAUCUACAAGAUUUCGGGGGCCGGGAUGCCACGAAGGCUUUUGAAAAAAUGCACCAGGACCCCGACGGUCUCUUGAAGCGCAUGGACUAUCUGCGGAUUGGGCGCAUAGUGGAGGAAUACCAC